AGAAAUUCAGGGGGCGCAUUCACCUGUUGUCGCUGACUGUGUUUACCAGACAAUAUUACCAGCUGAGGUUGCUUUAGGACUACCCAUACUGUAACGUAUACAGGUGCGGAAGGCCGUAUAUACAUCCAGGAGUUUUAUUCCAACCACAUCUCGGAAUCAUUGGAUUUAACUUUUUUUCUGACGGAUCCCAAAGACAGCUUCCAAAAUGAUGUCCAUGAUGACCAUGAUGCAUAUGAUGGCGAUGUAUUUUGUGACUGGCAAAGACCUGACAAACUUCUUGUUUAAGGGAUGGAACACGGAGGGUCAAACGUCGGGGUUAAUAGGCAUGUGUGCGGCUGUUCUUUUCGCCACGAUUCUCUUGGAAGCGUUGAGAACACUGAUGGUGUUUCUGUCGUUACGCAACUCACGGGCUCUUGGCCAGUCACAUUCCAAACAGAAAAUGGAGCCGUGUAAGAACCACUACAAUCUUGAAAUGGAGGAUGUUUCGGAGACGCAGUCAGCUAACAGAUUAGCCACGCAUGCGCUGUUGUCGUUGCUGCAAUUUUUCAGCAUGGGCUUGGCGUACAUUCUAAUGUUAGCGGUCAUGACUUUCAACGUCUGGAUCGGAAUCUCUGUCUUAAUAGGUACUUUCUUCGGUUAUUUCUUUUUCGGGGCAUUGCGAGACCACAUCCUGUGUGAUCGGGGGAAACAAACUCCCGAGAACAAGCCGAAAGAAGUCUUGUCCAGGUCAAACGUAGCUUACUCAGGCUCGUCGUCUGACAUACAUAUGUAAGGGAUAUAAUCACGGUGGCGGUUCUAACACCUCGCUUAUGGUGAUUGGAGUUACCUACACUUGUUUCAACACCCGCUUUCAGCACCUUCAUGGAACACUACAGAUCUUAAUAUGGUCAUUAGCAUGAAACGAGCACCCAUUAGUAUUGGAUUAUACGGUAACCAUGACAACUGUUAUUGUGUACAUGUCACUGGCAUAUUGCACAACGGAAUUAAUUUUCUUUCUUUUUCUUUCAUCUUCUUAACUUUCUGGUGGAUUAAUGAAUGUCGCAAAUCUAUAAAUGCGUACCCAAGUUCCGGGAUGGUUGUUUCAGGAUAAGUUGUUAGAGAUAUCAGUGUAAAUAGAGAAUAUUGCUGAUUGAGCAGAUGUCUGAGUGAGUGAAUGUGAACACUGUGGAAGCAUAGCGUAUGUGAGUAUUUACAUGAUAGCGAAUCAGGCUCGUACAUUUAUAACAAUGUCCAAUUACCCUCACUGUGGUGCUGUUGUCAUAAAAACUUUGCCCACAGACGUUAAGAGUUCUAGUAUAGAAAUGCAACGGGCGUAAAAAAUUUCGACUGACCUUGAUGAAUUUUUUUUCACAAUAUCGGAAAUGACGGGACACUGGGAAUAUCAAUAGUGUCAAAAGGUGUUGUAUAUCAAAGCUAGGUUAGGUGUCCAUGAAGCUAUGUGUGAAAGAUGAUAGGUGUCAAAUAUAUUGUCUGCAGAUUUGGCGAGUACCUUGCCCCCACGGUUAACGUCUUUGAGACCAUGUUAGCUCUUAGCGGUCAUUCACGAAAUCAAAUAACAUGAAGUUAUUUGGGGACAAGAUGCCUGCCAAUUGCGGCAAACUAUACAUGCACACUGACCUAGCUCUGUGGGUAAAUUGUCUGUUUGUGUGAAAGAUCUUCCGGUUACUUGCCAAAGGGUGGAGGUUUAUUCUGGAUUCAACGCCAAAGAAAUGAUUUCCGGGUGUUAGCGUGCAUCUAGAUGACAUCAAUCAUUUAAAAAUAUAUCAUUUUCACCUAAAAAGUACUGCGAUAUUUCUGAAAUUUCAGCAAUGAUAUUCACAUCACUUGUCGUCUUCUACAUUGUUGUUCACAUCAUUUGUCAUUUUUUUCACAAUGGUUUUGGCAUCACGUCAUUUUCAACAUUUUGUUUUUGCCUUAAAUGUCUUUGUCAGCUUUGUUUUCCAUCAAACGCGUCAUUGUUAAGAGGUUUUCUUUUGCAUCGAAUGCCUCUCAGACCUGCGAUGCUUUUGAUUUCCACGUCAUUGUCCAAAUUGUCACUUAAAGAUUCACAUUAAAAUAAAUGUUUCUCACUGUAACGAAUGUUCCACAUCAUAAUUAAUGUUACGCUUUGUAACAAAUGUUUUACAUAGUAUAGAAUGUUCCACAUUUUAACUAAAUGUUCCAUAUUAUAACUAAUGUUCCACGUUAUGACGAACGUUCCACAGUGUGAUUAAUAUGUUGCACUAUUAAUCUGUAAUCUGCCGUUCAUUUUUUGGGCAUUCAUAUUACCGAAGUUGUUCCCUUUAAUUGUUUCCGUUGUGAAUGUUCUGUAUGUUGACUAUUUCUUCGUUAUUCAUGCUUAAUUAAUACUUCUUCCAGACAAUACAUGUAUGAUAUAGAAACAAUAGAUAUGUACAACCAUGUUCUGUUAAACUGACUGUUUUGAAAUAGUAAAUACCUGUUCUUAGUUAUAAUUGUCACCGUGUAAAGCAUUUUUUGACUGUACUUUUGUUAGACUGUCGUUUUGGGGGUUCAUGUUUUAUCAUUUUAUUCCGCACAGGUUUCAGUGCGAAAAGGCUUCAGAACAAAAGGUUAUUUCAGAUCAAAAUACGCUUGCCUCAACUUUUUGACAUUUUUGUUUGACAAUUUCUUUCAUCGUCAGUGUGUUGGACUUGUAGACUUCAAUAUGACAUAUAUAGGCCUAUGGCUAUUUUUUGACAUUUUUGUUUGACAAUUUCUUUCAUGGUCACUGUUUUGGCCUUGUGGACUUCAAUAUGAGAUAUAUAUAGCUGAGUAUCACUAUAUUUUUUUAAAGACCCACCCGCCGAAUGAAAGUUAUCAGGCUCUACAAAAUUUCAUAUUCAUAUUGUUGUGCCCCUCACAAAAAAUGUUGGAUUUCAAACAUUUGCGUUAAGGACUGUAGGAAGAUAACUUUGGUGUCUCCAUUGAAUUCUCCCUCUGGUGGACGGCAAGGUGGUCAGAAAUAGAGGGAUACAACUCUGUCGCGACGCAGGGACUAGCGCGUGCAUGUACAUGUUGAGUAAUUGUCUUCACAGGGAGCUGUUGCCUGAAGGUGCCGCCCAGGGACACACGCAUUACUGUCACUUGUCUCGAUAGAAUCUGUUACCAUCCUGGGCGUCUGAGUAUCACUUAUGGUCCAGUGUUGAUGGCAGACCCUGCUAUGACGUUCGAUGGACGUCGCGAGUUCUGAACAUAGAGGGAAACAGUGGUUUAUAUGUUUCAACGACGAUACUAAGUUAUACAAUUCAUGGUAUCAUCGAAUGAUGUUUUAUUAUCUCGGGUAAUCAGCCAAUGAUGUAGUUAAAUUGUUUAAGGAGGAGAUUUUUUUUAAUUCUUUGUAAAUAUAAAUGUAUAUAAAGUUUUAUCCACAAAGCUGGACAAUAUUUUAUCAUCGUGAAGUGCUGAUGUAAACGACCUUGUAUAUAAUACAAUGGAUGACUAUUUAUCUAAGGAAAAUAAAUACCUAGGA
Messenger RNA from Liolophura sinensis, 3469 nucleotides. RefSeq lists its product as uncharacterized. Lineage: Eukaryota; Metazoa; Mollusca; Polyplacophora; Chitonida; Chitonidae. Gene Ontology annotation, molecular function: copper ion transmembrane transporter activity. The record is from RefSeq and is a predicted model, not a curated record. The transcript is spliced from 5 exons. Gene Ontology annotation, biological process: copper ion transmembrane transport. Gene Ontology annotation, cellular component: membrane. Bases 206 to 772 code for a protein of 188 amino acids.